GCUCUUUUCUAUUUUGAUCCUGCUAAAAAGGAAACAUUUUUCCCAAUCUGCUGAUUAAAUCCCCCAUUCCUGUAAUUUCUUUCUUAAAAAAUAAUUCAAGUUUCUAAUUUCUUUGAUUUUUUUUUUUUUUUAACAAAAAAUACAUCUUUCAAAGGAUGGCAAAAAGUGGAUUCUUUUGUUCUUAGUUUGACUCAAAAUUAUCUGAUCUUUUUUUCUCUCUUUUUUUCUGCAUAAAUUUCUCAGAUUCUGACACAUAUGGAAAAGGGUCCAAUAUCCAAGCCCCAUGCUCCAUUUGGGCUUUUGUCCUCUUUGCCCUAAUCUUCUUCUUUUACUUUGUCUCCUCCCUCUUCACACCCUCUUCUGUGUUUGGCUGUAGGACCCCACCAGGAAAAGCCCACUCCAGGUUGGUGAAACCCCCAAAGAAGCUCCCUUCUGCAUUCAUAUCUUUUUAUUUCUUCUUUUGUUUCCAUGCAUGUGUUUUAUAUUUCCAUUUUUUUGUAACACAUCACUUGUUUUUAGUGGUUCUAGAGUUGGCCCACUUUGUCACAAAUCUCCUUUUCCUAAUCCAUAUUCACCAAUUCCUUGAUGCUCUAACCCUAUUCAGGAUAAGAGGAAGCUGCUGCUGCUGCUGCUGCUGCUUCUUCUUGAAGUGCUUUUCUAGUGGAAUAAAAUACCCAUUAUUUGUGCCUCUUGUAUAUCAAUCUUGUUCUUUCGCAGUUUCGCCUAAAUAAGAUUGUUCUCCUAUAUCCAUCUUAGGUAUAAAAGGAUGAGUUGAGAUAUAUAGAUGAUGCAUUUUAUUCUUAUCUUGCGCGUUAAGCCGUCGCGGAAUAUGGCGCGCAACUAGUCGCGUAUUCGCCACCCUUUAUCCGCUUUGAAAUAGAUAGUAGUUGUUGUUGUAUGACCACUUGCUCUUCUGAAUUCCUCGUUGUCGCCGUCUCUUCUCUCGUUCGAAGCGUAAUCCGAUUACGUUGCGCCCGUAAAUGAACACCAAGAGGGUCGCGUUCUCUGAUCGCAACUAUGGAUCGUUAAACGAUUCUUCUCAUGGAACUCUCAAUCCUAAGCAUUGUUAUGCUUAUUAUACUCCUCAGCAGUGUAAUCCAAACUCGUUUAGUUCACUGCUGCCUACGACUGGUUCAAACUGCGUUGGAUCGACGCCUGCCGCGUUUUAUGCCGCGGAGCAGCUUUUGGGUAUUCCUCAAUUUGAGUACCAAAUCGGGGAUGUUCCGCCACCCUGUAGAUUGCCGAGGAGAUCUUCGGAAAGUGGUUUGAGUCGGCGUCCUGAUGCGUACUUUUGCAAUAACUCGGUGAAAAAUUAUGAUCACGGUCUUCAUGCAACCAACGAGUUAUUAUCGGUCGUGAAGUUCCCCUUUCAAGAAAGUAGGAAUUCGAGGGCUCUCGGUAAUUUUGAUGGAUUUUUAUGUAGAAGUCGUCCGGAGGAUGAGCUUCAGCCGAUUCUGCACCGACAGGAAGCGAGUCGUAAUACUACUGUUGGAUGCAACGCGUCGAGCUCUUUGGCGGAGAAGCCUAACCAACUAGUGACGAACUCAGCGGGUAGUUCUUCGAAUGUUCCGUCGAAUUUGACCGUCCAAAACAAAACGAGGAUUAGGUGGACACAGGACCUCCACGAGCGGUUCGUCGAAUGCGUAAAUCGACUAGGCGGUGCCGAGAAGGCGACACCGAAGGGGAUUUUGAACCUGAUGAAGUACGAAGGUUUAACCAUAUAUCACAUAAAGAGCCAUUUGCAGAAGUACCGCAUUGCGAAGAACAUACCGGAACAGACAGAAGGGAGAAAUGACAGAAGAACUGUCGACGACAUACAACAGCUUGACCCGAAAACUGGCGUCGAUAUCACUGAAGCUUUGCGGAUUCAGUUAGAUGUUCAGAGGCAGCUUCAUGAGCAACUUGAGGUUCAGCGAGAGCUGCAGCUGAGGAUAGAAGCGCAAGGAAGGAAGCUUCAGCAGAUGUUCGAGCAGCAAAUGAAAACAAGCAGGGACAUCGUCGAGAACCAAAACUACGACAUGCUUUUCCCCGACGAUGCACAAGUAACGCUCGACGACGCUCAAAUAUCGGUUCUCGGCGGCGGCAGUUCUGAGAACAGCGAUUUCAUGUCGAAAAUCGAUUAGGCUUUUGAUGCUUGCGGAAAGUCCACAGUUUACGGAAAAUUAAUGGGCUUUGUGUGCAUAGAAAGUACCAGUUGCUAGCUCUUUUGAUCUUUUCAGGUGUAAUUAUUUAUGUGUCGAGUGCAAUUGAAUUCAAGAUAUGAGAAAGAAUAAUAUCCAUGUUCUGUCAAAACACUUCGGGCCGGUUUAGAUGUCGACGGAGUUACCGCGCCCUGCGAGGGUUUUCUUUUGUGAUUGCAA
Molecule: messenger RNA, 2360 nt
Organism: Ananas comosus (pineapple)
Lineage: Eukaryota; Viridiplantae; Streptophyta; Magnoliopsida; Poales; Bromeliaceae
Product: protein PHOSPHATE STARVATION RESPONSE 1-like
Exons: 7
Coding region: 981-2123 (380 amino acids)
Molecular function (GO): DNA binding; DNA-binding transcription factor activity
Source: RefSeq, a predicted model, not a curated record